Molecule: messenger RNA, 1299 nt
Organism: Penicillium samsonianum
Lineage: Eukaryota; Fungi; Ascomycota; Eurotiomycetes; Eurotiales; Aspergillaceae
Product: NADH:flavin oxidoreductase/NADH oxidase-like protein
Exons: 3
Coding region: 1-1299 (432 amino acids)
Molecular function (GO): FMN binding; oxidoreductase activity
Source: RefSeq, a predicted model, not a curated record
AUGUCGUUAUUAUCUAGUCCCCUAACAUUGCAGUGCGGCCUGGAACUUCCCAACAGGCUCACAAAGGCGGCAAUGGCAGAGAAAAUGGCACCCGAACAAAACCCGGAUGAUAAAUUCCCACGGGCAUACUCGGAAUGGGCUAACGGAGGCUGGGGUCUCAUUCUCACAGGCAAUGUCCAGGUGUCCCAAACGUAUCUUAAUUCUCCCGGAGAUGUUGCCAUCCUCCCCCCAAAUGCAGCCACACCAGGCCUCCAGGAGGCUUGGCGCGAUUGGGCCACAACAAUCCAACGAAGCGGAACGCCAGCUCUCGUGCAGCUCUCCCACCCUGGCCGCCAAUCCCCACCAGGCGCUGGGAGGCGCUCUUUCCUAACCAAGAAUCUCGCUCCCUCCAGUGUUGCCCUAAAUUUGGGAUCUGGCUUCGUUGCUCGCAUUGCUGCACGCGUGAUGUUCGGGAGUCCCCGCGAAAUGACGCGUGCCGAGGUCACCGAGGCUAUCCAGCAGUUCAUCGACGGCGGCAAGCAAGCUCACCUUGCGGGCUUCAAGGGCAUUGAGUUACACGGCGCGCACGGCUUCCUGAUUUCCCAGUUCCUGUCCCCUAAGACGAACCUGCGCACCGACGAGUUCGGCGGGAACCCCGCUAAGCGCGCCGAGAUGGUCCUGCGCAUCAUUAAGGGUAUCCGUGCAGUCACCAGCCCGCAGUUCUGUGUCGGCAUCAAGAUGAACAGCGUCGAUGUCAGCGAGCAGGGUGACGGCGGUCUCCAGGCCGGCCUUGAGCAGAUGGGCCUCAUCAUUGACGCGGGCGUUGACUUCAUCGAGAUCAGUGGCGGCUCAUUCGAGGACCCCUCCAUGUUUCCGGUGGACCGAACUGCACCGGUUAUCGGAUCCACGGCCGCACCUAUGGCCCCAGCACUCAUACCAAAGGCAGGCACAAUGGCGCGAGAGGCGUUCUUCCUCGAAUUCGCCAAAAUCGUACGGGAACACUACCCCAAGAUUCCUCUAAUGGUGACUGGUGGCUUCCGUAGUCGUGCUGGCAUGGAAGCGGCGCUUGAGAGCGGCGCAUGCGACAUCAUCGGGAUCGGGCGACCUGCGGCGGUGGUGCCGAAGUUGCCGAAGCUUGUGCUACUCAACAAGGAGAUCCUUGAUGCGGAUGCAACGAUCCGGCUCAAGCGCUUGGAGAUGGGCUGGCCGAUGAGGACGGUGCCAAUCAAAUCGCUGAGGGCUGGAGCCGAGAGCACGUACUAUGGAGAGCAGAUUGAACGAAUGGGAAAGGGGCUGCGGCCGAUUGAUACGAGGGUUUAG